This is a messenger RNA of Contarinia nasturtii (swede midge), 3276 nucleotides long. RefSeq names its product transcription factor E4F1-like. Gene Ontology annotation, cellular component: nucleus. The coding region runs from base 740 to 2689 and encodes 649 amino acids. The transcript is spliced from 8 exons. The record is from RefSeq and is a predicted model, not a curated record. Lineage: Eukaryota; Metazoa; Arthropoda; Insecta; Diptera; Cecidomyiidae.
GCAGUCAUAGUAAAAAUAAGAGAACUAAUUCUAAUAUUUUUACUAAUAAAAAGUGUGCAUUCUGCUAUGAUCUAUGUGUAAUGUUCGUUUAGUGUGCGUGCGAGUACAAUUUACUUUCGACAUUUUUUCGUUUUCACAGUCUUUUUCGGGUUUGUAAAUCAUGUUGUGCAUGCAAAAUUUGUCAUUCUUUGAUAAAUUUGCGGGAAAUAAAUUGCAGUGAUUUAUUUUAAAAUUCUUUUUAAUGGCUUAUUUAUGUACAGUUCAAUGAAUUGAUGAAAGACUUUGUUAAAAUAUCGUGAAUCUUAUGGAAAAUAUCGGUGCUAUAUCGUUAUAUACAUUCUCAUAUAAGAGAAAAGUGUUUUAAAUGGCUUCUAGGUUGACAUUGAAUAAAUUUAUGGUGCGAGAUUUAUAAUAAUUUAAAAGAAAAAAAAGAGAAACGUGUAUCAGUUUAGUUUGAUCGGAAUCACGGCUGAACUAUUUUUUCGUGUGACGAAAGAGUAAAAAAUUAUUGAUGUGUGCGUGUCUGUAUGGUGUAGUUUUAAUGCAGAAAUAAUUCCAUGGAAAAAGGUUGACGCAUAGACGUGAACAAGACUUUAAAAUACUCAUCAAAAAUUCAAACAAAACAGCUUUGUUCGUCUACAAUUCAAACAAUGAUUAAUUUGGAAAUUACAUGAAUUGCCAUUUACGCACUUAAUACUGUUGGCCUAAUCUCGUGCGUAAACAAAAAACCCCCAGAAAAAUGGACGAUAAUGACAACAUAAUCGACUUUCAAAAAAUGAACUUUUCACCGUUCACAACGCAGUUUGCCGGAUUGCCAGCCAAUUCAUCGCUGCAUCAAUUUACAACAGCGAAAUUCGCACAAAAUCUGACUGCAUCGAAUGGACAGGUUGUGAGUUUGGUUUCGGGCACCGAUGGAAAUGUACAAUUUCUGCGUUCGGUUGAUGGAACCACCGCUAAUUUUCCAACACAAAUUCAACAAAAUGCGCCAACGAAUAUAUCACAUGCGCAGACGUUUAUAUUGCCAAUCACGAUGCCUGGCGAAAAACCCGGCGAUGCCCAGCAAACAGUUCAAAUUCAAGUGUUGAAUCCGAAUCAAAUUCACCAAGCACCAAAAUAUCAAAACAUACCCAUGUCGUUGCCGAUUCAGGGAUUUCCACAACAGACGGUGCUCACCGUAUCGAUGCCACCCGAAAGUGAAAUGCUCCCAAAUCAUGGUUUACCCGAAGGUGUUACAGUAUUAGCAGCUAUUCAACCGCAAGACUUACAGUUAUUCGCUCAAGCCCAACCACAAAUGCAACAAACAACGGAUGGAACAAACAUUCAUAUGACAACUGAUGGCAACAUGAACAAUUCCGUUAAAGAUGAAAACGAAAAUCCUGCAUUAAAUCCGAUAACCAUAAAGCAAGAGCCAUUUUGGGGACAAAAUACGAUCACAACACAGCAAAGUAAUGACAUCAAUGAUUUCAUCGCUCGUCAAGGAAUCUCAAUUAAUUUGCAACCAUACUUAAAGUUCGACACAGAUAAUAUGCAUGUUAAACGAAGUGAUACAAUAACAACGGACGGCAUUGUUAUAAAACAAGAUCCGGGAUUGGGCGAAAUUGAAAACAAUAAACAAAAAUUAAUCGAAUCAAUUCAAGAGCAAACGCAUCAAGUAUUAACACAAAUCCAAACUCAGCCACAACAUUUACAAUCGAACGAUUUGCAAUCACAACAAACGGAAUCAAUGAUAGCGGAGCCAAUCGAAACAAAGAUUGAAGUGGAUGCCAAUGGUAAGGUGAAAAAGAAGCGAAAGUACAAGAAGAAGCCACCGAAGCCAAAACCACCGAAGCCAGGUCAAGUGCAUAUAGCAACAGCACUCGAUGGAACCAUUCUUUUCUGUUGCCCUGAAUGUCAAAUGGCAUACGCUGAAAAAACUGAUCUCGAACAGCAUUUAACUGUGCAUAAAAUUGAACGCAGAUACAUUUGCGAUAUUUGUGGAGCUGGUUUGAAACGAAAAGAACAUUUGGAGCGUCAUAAAUUGGGGCACAGUCCGGAACGUCCGCAUAUUUGUAGCGUGUGUAAAAAGGGUUUCAAGCGAAAAGAGCACCUGAAUCUGCAUUUUGUCAUUCAUAGUGGCGAUAAAACGGAGAUCUGCGGUGAAUGUGGAAAGGGUUUCUAUAGAAAAGAUCACCUUCGUAAGCAUACUAAAUCACAUAUAACGAAGCGACUGAAAGAGGAGAUGAAUGCACAGGCCCAGGCACAAAAAGCAGCUGCAAGUCAUGCAAAUGGAACCGCCAACGCAAAUAAACUAACGAAUGUUACAACUGCCAAUAUGAUGCCAGUGAACAUAACAUCGAUUUCAAUGGCAACAAUAGCAUCAAAUUCAAUCGACACAAACGCAAUAAAGACCGAACUAACAACUACAAAUUGUUCGACCGAUGACAUACUGCAACAGAUUCAACAGCAGCAGCAACAGGUGCUUCAAUUGCAAGGCGACUGUCAAACAAUUUGCCUUCAUGUUCCAACGAGCGAUAAUACAACAGUGCCUGUCCAAAUCAAACUACCGCCAAUGAUGACAACAAGUGCUGCAGAUGGCACUACAAAUACGGUUGUUUUGCAACCGACCACAAAUACAAUUUCUACCGCUACUCUAAGCAAUAAUAGUUUUAAUAGUCAAUCAACGCUAUCAACCACCUCAUUGCUACCAUGACAACAAAAGUCACCGCAGACCAUUCUUCUAGCUAAAUCACAAAUAGCACACGAACUCAGUCGAAAACAAAAGAUCAUCAUUUAAACAAAACAGAGUGAAUUCAAUAGUAAUUAAUACUUUCUUUGUAAUUUUGUUUUAUACUUUUUCCAUGCAAAAUGUAGAAAAAUGUAAUACUCAUUUUAACGAAAAAGAACCCGAAGGCUUCACAUACGAUUUCAUCAACAAAAUUAGAUUAUCUUGCAGCGACCUGAAUGAGCAGAACAAGUACAGAUCAUCAUUAACAUGUAAAGUCUCAAUGAAUAUUCCAUCAAAAUUGCACAAUUGUCGCAUUUUUAACUAAAAUUUUAAGAGUAAACAACAAUACGAGAGUUUUAUUUGUACCUUCAAAAUUCCUUCGUUUUUUUAAUUUAAGACAUUAUUCUAUUUAUUAUUAUGUUUAUUACAAUUUGCUAUACGAAACGAACACAUUCUGCCCGAGUAACUCCUUAAAGACAUAUUUUUUUACCUUUUGUAUAUAUACACGACACUACUUCUAUGGGAUGUUUUAAUUACAUUUAUUGUAAAUUAGGUGUAAGGGAAAAUUGUUA